CUGAUAGGUGGCACUGAUUGGCAUUGAUGGGUGACACUGAAAGGCAGCUCAGAUGGGCACUGAUAUGUGGCAUUGAUGUGCACUGGAAUGCGCUGAUAUGUGGCACUGAUGGACACUGGCACGAGGCACUGAUGAGCACUGACAUAAGGCACUAAUGGACACUGACAGGUGGCACUGCUGGGGCUACACUGAUCAUCGGGGCACACUGAUCAUCAGUGCCCUGCGGCUCUCCUUUCCUCUCGAGCUGUCAGUGUGACAGCUCGAGAGGAG
Staurois parvus is the source of this 270-nucleotide messenger RNA. NCBI's taxonomy places the organism in Eukaryota, Metazoa, Chordata, Amphibia, Anura, Ranidae. The record is from the annotation of a GenBank genome assembly.